AUGCGUCUGCCAUACGUUGCCGACCCGCCACCCACCAGCACUCCCGAAGAGGCUGAGAUUCUCGCCCGAGUGCAGGCUCGACGAGCCCCUGGCGGACUCCUGGCGUUAGAUCGAGCUCUUCUACACAGUUUCCCAGUCGCGGACGGCUGGAACUCAUUCAUCGGCGCCAUUCGCACGCGGACCAGCCUCGCCCCUCUAGUCCGUGAAUUGAUCAUCUGCCGCGUAGCGGUCCUAAACGGUGCACUAUAUGAGUGGGACCAACACUCGCCACUCCUAGCUGAGGCCGGAUUGAGCGAUACUGCACUACGAAUCGUUCGUGAUACUGGAGCUGAUGUCCAGGAGAAGGUAGCGGAAGGGGUGCUAAGCCCUGCUGAAGGUGCAGUCCUGAGAUAUACGGAUGUCAUGACGAAAACUGUUACCGUUCCGGAUGAGGUUUUCCAGGCUGUCAAGGAGCACUUCAACGACCGAGAGAUUGUGGAAAUCACAGCUACCAGCGCUUCAUAUAAUUGCGUAUCGAGGUUCCUUGUUGCAUUGGACGUCGGAGAGAAGAAUCACUGA
Molecule: messenger RNA, 558 nt
Organism: Aspergillus calidoustus
Lineage: Eukaryota; Fungi; Ascomycota; Eurotiomycetes; Eurotiales; Aspergillaceae
Source: the annotation of a GenBank genome assembly